Molecule: messenger RNA, 2622 nt
Organism: Suillus paluster
Lineage: Eukaryota; Fungi; Basidiomycota; Agaricomycetes; Boletales; Suillaceae
Product: P-loop containing nucleoside triphosphate hydrolase protein
Exons: 14
Coding region: 148-2622 (824 amino acids)
Biological process (GO): vesicle transport along actin filament; actin filament organization
Cellular component (GO): cytoplasm; myosin complex; actin cytoskeleton
Molecular function (GO): microfilament motor activity; ATP binding; actin filament binding
Source: RefSeq, a predicted model, not a curated record
CUCCUCGUCACUCGCAGAGUGCAGAAGCCGCACGCGCCGCUGCGCUACAAGCUGAGUUUAACUGACAAGGAAUGGGUAUGGGUACCAGACGAGAAAGACGGUUAUCUCGCUGGCUGGGUACAUCAAGAAGAUGAUGAGAUUGCAGAAAUGGUCAUGGUCCUCUGGAGGCGAGGUAUCUUCGUGUCAUUGCUACUCGUAACGUACCCUUCUGAGAUGAAGCGCGUCAGAUUCGUCGAGUCCCUUUCGAGCGUCGUGCAUAAUCUACGUUUCAAGACAUACUCUGGCUUAUUCUUGGUCGCUAUCAAUCCUAACCAGAACCUACCGCCGUAUACAGAUGCAAUUAUAACUCAGUAUCGUAGUAAACGACGUGAUGAGAAUCCUCAUAUCUUCGCGGUUGCCGAGCGCGCAUUGUUUAACAUGGGGGAGGAACGUAAAAAUCAGAGCAUUCUCAUAACUGGAGAAUCUGGCGCAGGGAAGACCGAAAGCACGAAAAAAGUUAUCCAAUACCUUUCAGCCAUAGCAACUGAUGCGCAUCCGCCCCAUUCUUCACAUUCACAUUCUACUUCCAUCUCAUCUUCAUUUCCCGUAUCCCCACCAUCGGGUUUGCUCGAGCGACAAAUUCUGCAAACGAAUGCCAUCCUUGAGGCAUUUGGUAACGCGCAAACUCAGCGGAAUGACAAUUCGAGUAGAUUCGGGAAGUUCAUUAGGAUUAGCUUUGCUCCAGACGGGAGUAUAGCCGGAGCGAACAUUGACUGGUACCUGCUGGAGAAGAGUCGAGUAGUGGCUCGGAGCGUUGCAGAGCGCAACUUCCACGUAUUUUACCAGUUACUAUCAAUAGUUGUUUCGGAUAUUCAUGCGUCUGCAGACACUCUUCUAUUGCAUCAACCUCUAGAAGAAUAUGAAUUUCUCAACAAAAGCAGGCGAGAGGUCGAUGGCGUCAACGAUCGCGAAGACUGGGACGCACUGAUAAAUGCUCUUGAUAUUGUUGGGUUCACGGUUGCCGAACAAUUCGACCUUUUUCGCAUCCUCGCGGCAAUUCUCCAUAUCGGAAACAUCGUCAUCCGCUCUACGAAGGCGAGGACGCGACAACAGUCUCUUGCCGAACUCGCGUCCUUGAGCAAGUUGUUGUACGAGAAGUCCUUCAGUGCGCUGGUCGAGCGCAUCAACCGUGCACUAGAUCGUCCGUCCUCUAAGUCGACAUUCAUUGGCGUUCUCGACAUUUCAGGUUUCCAGAUCUUCGAUAUCAGCACGUACGAGCAGUUGCUUAUCAACUACACCAACGAGAAGCUGCAGCAGUUUUUCAAUCACCAUAUGUUCGUCCUCGAGCAAGAGGAGUAUUCCAGGGAAGGUAUAGAAUGGGAUUGUGUGAACUUCGGGCUGGACUUGCAGCCGACUAUCGACCUCAUUGAGAGCAGUGGGGACGACAUCGGCAUUCUCAGUUGCUUAGACGAAGGAAUGUAUCAUGCCCAAAGCCACCGAUCUCACCUUCACGGAGAAAGUCCGUUCGAUUUGGAGCGGAGAGCUGCGAGCAGGAGAAACCUCAUCCAGGUCGUACGAAAUAUACCCUACCGAAAUUCGACCAAGGCUUCAUCGUCACACACUACGCUGGCAAAGUCGAAUUUUACUGGAGUCUUCGCCGACAUCCCCUCAUCUUCCAACGCUGGGUUCUCCGCAGGGAAACAGCGCACCAUCAAGAGAGGGGCGUUUAGAACUGUCGGGCAACGGCAUAAAGAGCAAUUAGCCCUUCUCAUGGCGCAGUUGCAAGCAACACAACCGCAUUUCAUCAAUUACGCUGCAACGGUGUUUUGGAAGGCAUUCCGCAUAGCACGUCUUGGUUAUCCCAAUAGGCUCCCUUUCGUCGAAUUCCGCCAACGCUAUGAGAUCAUGACUCCAGGAGUCAUUCCUCGUGGAUAUAUGGACGAUCGUAAAGCAUGUAUUCGUAUCGUGGAAGAACCUCCAAGAUAUGCUUCAAGGCCGGAGUCCUUGCAGAAUCUUGAGGAGCGGUGGGACACCCUUUUAUUCGACAUCUUUUCGAGACUACAGGCUGUCGCCAGGAUGUUCUCCGCUCGAAGGCAGAUGAAGAAGAUUCUCCUUGAAAAAACCAUUCCAGGCUUAGAGUCAGGAUCAGAAGAGGCUGAACUCCCGCAUGGAUUCUUCGACGAUUUUGAUACACGCCCCUCACCUCCACGCAACAAUCGCACCGCUCGCACCACUCCGCAGCACCGCAUCAAGAACAUCAUUAACCGUUUCUUGUCUCGCUCCUCCACUCCUCAGGAUCGUACUCACAACCCUCGUAGGAUUCCCAUCGUAGACAUCUUCGCAACACGAGGUAAAUAUCGUACUGCGAACGCCAUCACCGGGAAAAGGCAUUUAGUGCAGCGACCACGUCCUCCUCGCCAGCAAGCCCACAGUCCUAUCGUUGAUGCCGGGACAUCUAAUGUUAAGGGUGGGGCCACACCUGCGACAUUGCUGACAACAAGUACAGAUGCUCAUCCUACAACUAGCAGACCCGCUACCCCGGACGCUGAACGUGUCCCGGAGAUAAGCUGCUUGGCGACCCUUGUCAGGUGCUUCCCGCGUCUCUCACGAACCCGACAAACAGGUCCUGCUGUUUCCCCCUAG